GUGAUUGUUAGCAGGCGGAGACGCUUCAUUUCGAGCAGGUGAAGGAAGAGGGGUAUCCGUUCUCCUGACUGCGGUCCGAGAAGGAGCAGCUACACACCUAUUAAUACUGUUAUGUUGCAAGAUGUAAUUGGAAAGACUUUCCGACUUCUGGGGUAUACCAUUCAGUAUGGGUGCAUAGCCCAUUGCGUUUUUGAAUAUCUUGGAGGAAUUGUUGUGUGUUCAGGACCUUCAAUGGAGCCUACAAUUCAAAAUUCUGAUAUUGUAUUUUCAGAGAAUCUUAGCAGCCACUUUUAUCGUAUUCAGAAAGGUGAUAUUGUCAUUGCAAAAAACCCAGCUGACCCCAAAACAAAUAUUUGUAAAAGAGUAAUGGGCCUGGAAGGAGAAAAAGUCUGUACAAGCAAUCCCUCAGAUUUUCUAAAGACCCACAGUUAUGUACCUAAAGGACAUGUUUGGUUAGAAGGUGAUAAUCUCAGGAAUUCUACAGAUUCCAGGUGUUAUGGUCCUGUUCCAUAUGGAUUGAUAAGAGGACGAAUUUGCUUUAAGCUUUGGCCUUUGACUGAUUUUGGAUUUCUGCGUUCAAGUCCCAAUGGUCACAGGAUUUGUAAAGACUAAUUGAUUUAUGUUGUCAUCUCUUUCUUUAACCUUUCAAAAGUGAUUUAUAUUUUUAUAUUCAAUAAAUGAUGUAUCAUGA
Molecule: messenger RNA, 691 nt
Organism: Candoia aspera
Lineage: Eukaryota; Metazoa; Chordata; Lepidosauria; Squamata; Candoiidae
Gene: IMMP1L
Product: inner mitochondrial membrane peptidase subunit 1
Exons: 6
Coding region: 112-612 (166 amino acids)
Cellular component (GO): mitochondrial inner membrane peptidase complex; membrane
Molecular function (GO): serine-type endopeptidase activity
Source: RefSeq, a predicted model, not a curated record